Messenger RNA from Volvox carteri f. nagariensis, 3292 nucleotides. RefSeq lists its product as uncharacterized. The record is from RefSeq and is a predicted model, not a curated record. The coding region runs from base 1 to 2748 and encodes 915 amino acids. The transcript has 4 exons. Lineage: Eukaryota; Viridiplantae; Chlorophyta; Chlorophyceae; Chlamydomonadales; Volvocaceae.
AUGGCUUUCUUACUUUCCGACACGGAGAGCGACAGCUACAGUUUGCUAGAGGCUCCGCGGCCCAGCAUGCAAGCCCUGAUGCUGGAUGCCAUCACCCAGCAGGGCAAGCUGGCGGAGCUGGUUCUGGAGGGGCAGGUGGAGCUGUCAAGGGUACGCAUCUGGUGCAUGAGAUCCAUCGCUCUGUGUUUGGAGGUUCUUGGUUUGGGCACCAGUUCUCCCGACAGGCAGUCCGCUGCAGCCCGGGCCCUAGUGAGCCUGGUCACACAUCGGAAGCUGCGACCCGCCGUGGACAACCUGCUGGUCAUGAGGCGGCUUUGCCGGAUCAUCGAACUCACAGAUUCUGCAACAGCACUAGCGGCGGCGGGGAAGGCGCUGUUUGAGGUCGCGGAUGAUGCUUCUUGGAGAACCAAGGGCGGCAGCACUGCCGAAAUUCUUCGAGAGGCGCUUCUUCGCUGUGUGGGCACCAUCACCUCAGUUGCUCAGCAGCAGCAGAAGAAGAAGCAGCAGGACGCAAUCGCGGGAAAAAGCUGCACUAGUACUCGGGAGAGCGGAGCGGAGCAAGCAGGCACUACGUCUAGCACGCCACCACUGUUCAUGGAAUCAGAUGCCACACCUGAUGCGGAGCAAAUUGCCUUGGUGACUGCUGCCGCUGCCGUUCUGCGGCCCCCCGUGUUGCACCUGCUCAGCCCUGAUCAGCUGCAGGAGGCAUCUGGCGCGCUGGCGGCAUGCAUUGCCAGUGGCUGCGGCUGUGCAGAGGUACUCUCCGCCCUGUCUUCUGUGGUUCAGUGCGGACCCACGGAUACGGACCGUGUUGCCGCUGCAUGUGCAGCGCUGAACUGCGAUGGCAUGGUUGCAGCGAUCUUUAAAUCUGUGGCGGCCGGUACACAGUCAGCCAAGGCCAUACAAGCUACGGAGAUACUGGAGAGUGAAGAUGGCAGCAGCAACAGCAAGAGCGAUGGUGCAGCUUGUACAGUGACAACACAAGCCUUGGGUUGCACACCGAUCGAGCUUACAACCAGCGCCCAAAAUUCCCUCUCGUGUCUGGCUGCAACGUUGGCCGCCUGCAUGGCGGCGGGCAGUCCGCCACGCGUCUCCACAGCCACUAGUGAUGAAACCAUGGCAGAAUUAUUGCUGCCCCUUCUGCAGCUGGAACCUCCGGAAGCUAUCCGCACCUUGCACACCCUGCUGCUCCUCAUGAGCCUGAGCUCUGCACCUAAUAGCCUGGCAAAAGCUGUAGCAGUUGCCUUAGCUCCUGGUGGCUGUCCGCAUGCCAUGUCAGGCUCUGUUCUGGCUGCCAUCAAAGCUCUGUUAGGGGAUAGUUCAGUCGCAGAUUUUACUGACGGCUCCUGUGCGGCAAGCCUCCUGCUCCUCACCACAUUAUUGCUUGAGACGGGUGGAGUGACGGUGGAGCAGCUACAGGAGCAAGCAACAGGGCUGAUACAGGCCGCAGUGGGUGUCGUUACAGGUGAAAUGCCGGGACCAGAAUGGCAUGGGCUUUUCACCUCCGUGGCAAGCCAGGGUGAUAGCAGUAGUAGUUCUAGUCCUUCUGUGUGUUACCCGGGCAUGCUGAGGUCGGCUGCAGCCAAAGCCUUGUGUCCGCUAUUGGAGUGGGUAUCUGGGCAGGAUACCAGCAGUGCUGGCCAGCCAAUUAUUGCCACUUUACAGCCCGACAAGGUAGCGGACGCACUCAUUGCGGGCAUGAUGUCAUCAGCUGGUAAUGUUAGCGGCGAUGCGGGGAUUUUGGAGCAACUGUGCGUCCUCACGCCAAGCCUACAGCUAUCAGAUCCGGGUCCACGUUGGGCAAAGUUCAGCUUGAGGGACUUGGAUAAGCUCAUCAAAUCCCUCCUAAACAUCAUGGUGGAUCAAUUACCGGAUGGUCCUAACCAACGCAGAGUCCCGCAGCUGGCGGCAGUGAUGGCCCUGUCCCUGUGGUCAAGGAUCCCCGGCAUCAGCGGGGCAGGCUCGUUCACAUUUGGAGGACAAGCCUGCCUUGAUGAUACAAACGCCUUCUGUGAAUCACUUCUAAAACUCGUAACUGCUGCCCUCCAAUCUGUCGCUUCCGCUGCUGCCUCCAACCCCACAUCGGUGCAGCAGCUGUCUGACCUGGCGGGGGUACUGAAUGCGGUGUUAGGCUGUCUACAGCCGCAACUGGCUCUCUCGGGAAACCAGUGCCUGCCGCUGUCACCAGCCCUUACAGAGAAGCUGCUUCUCCGCCAACAGCUUCCUACAGCAAGUAUUGCAACACCAAUUGGUGUUGGCGAUAAUAAGGGGGUCAACCUGCUCCACCUUCAUUACGACUUCAUUAACCCUGCAGAUUCGGACAGCAACAGACACGAGUGGUACUGUCCUAGCAGUUAUCGCACCCUUUAUGGCCCUCGUCCAAAGUUCUCUCUGCAAUUGAAGUGGAACUUCGAGGUGGCUCCCCCGACCGAGGCAUGGACCUCAUUUGUUGGCAAGCUUAUGCAACAGGCACAAAGAUCCAGCGGCAUCAGCUAUAGUAAUGGACAUAAGACUGUUGCAACCACGACCGUUGAGCCUCUGUUGCGGGGACUGGCUGUGGCGUCCUCCCAGCUAACCCAGAUGAUAGGAAAGCAGCUGCAGCCCCCCAGCUCCGCUGGCAGGGAAGGCGAAUGUGUACUGGGCCUGGAAACAGCUGCAGUUUUGCGGGCGGCAGUGCAGGUGGCGGGUAACACGGCUAAGGUUCUGGCGCUGUGUGUCCCGCCGCCACUAGCUGACAUCAACAAAUGAUGGGCUGGGCAACGACAGCCACAAGGUUUAGAAGCACCGGUCAAAGAGUAGAUUGAAUGCUCACCUGAUAUGGCCAUGGCUGAGAGAGAAGUAUUAGGGAUGAUGAUUAGCCCAUGACCACCUAAGUGUUGGUUGAUGAGAUGGGCCACCUGAACAUGCUGUGAUUGCUGGCAAAAUAAUUAUGGGGCCUGCUGAUUGUGAGCCAGAGGGUGACUCUCUGGAGGACCUGAUUGGUGAGAGACUUGACGAUGUCAUCGCAGAUUAUGGUGACACCAUGGUGAUGGGUGGCACUGGUGGUGGUGCAUAUGGGAUGCCUGACCAUGAAACCACCGCCAUCACUGCUCACAAGAUGCGGGCUAAGCUUGCUGCAGUAAAACAAGCUGCCAGGGCAGGUGCAAUGAAAGAAGCAGCCAAGCUGGGCAAAGGUGGCCAGCAGGGGCCAGCAAGGAAGAGACUGCUGGGGAAGCGCAAGGCGGUGGGUUAGCAGGCAUGCAGCAGUAUGCUGGAGUUCACAAUCUUUGUGACCUGUAAUAGAUGGCUUGGU